GCAGCGGCCACACCGCAAUCAUCUUCGAGCUCAAAUGUUCAGAGUGCCAUGACCGCUGUCGCACUCAACAAUGAUCAUCCUUUGGCGCUGGAGCUCGAGAGCCUAUGUAGCGCUGUUUCUCGCUAUCAGCACGAAGCACAUGCGACAUCACUGAGAUUGCAGCGUCAUUCAGUUGAGACCUCUCACGUUAUUGAACGCGCUCAUAUCCUGGAGAAGGAGAACACGCAACUCAAGGAGGAACUUGCUGUACUCAGAGCACAUCCGGACACGACCCCGCAUCCGGCUACCUUCCAGGUCCAGGAGCUCACACUUGCUCACCGUCGCCUUUCGGACAAGCUCACGCUUACAGAAGAAUCGCUUCUCUUUCGAACAACAGAGCUUGCACAUGCUCGGAGUGAUCUCGCAAAGGCUCGUCAUAAUGUGGAUGGCGCUGAGGCGCUAGCCUCCCGGACGAGAAACGAGCUCAAAGAGGCACAGGCUAGGGGACGCGAGCUUGAACGCAGAGCGCGAGCAGCCGAGGAAGAGCGGCGUCUCGCCGACCUUGUCGUGCAUGAAUAUGCUGAUCUCGUGCGCACGCUCGAAGGCAGGCCCCGAAUCUCACCGUCUUCUCAAUCAUUCUCCAGCUCGGCAACAAGUUCGAGCGCGACUCUUGUAGAAACCUUGGUGGAGGGCAAGUCUGGGUUACAGCGCCUGUUGGAAGAGUUCAACGCCGAGACAGAGCGGCUGGGCGCAGAACUCAGCCGGCAGCAGGACGAAUACGCGCUGCUGUCCGCUGAGCUUGAGGCGGAGUGCAAGCGUGCGUCUGACGACCGAGCAAGGCUUGUUGCAGCCGAGGCCGCACUCGAGAAGUACCAGAUUGAUGAUAAUACUGCUGCGAAGAUGGUAUCCCGCUACAUGAAGUUUUCGCAGUCGUCGAUAGACGCACUUCAGCAUGCAAUGGAGGCAAUGCGAGCUCGGCAUGCAGCCACGACGGCGACGUUGAGCGUGGAAAUAGACCACUUGCAGCGUUCGCUUCUCGGUGAGCGACGGGAGGGGGAAAGGCUGCGACUUGCGCUGGACGGACUCACGGAGGACAUCUCUCGUGAAACGUAUGGGCGACGGCGGGAGAUCUCGCUACGCUUGGCUUUCCUCGGACGCGAAGAGAGCCUUGCAGAAGGUCUCAGACGUUGGAUUCGGCGCUCUCGGGAGUCAUUCGACCAUGGCGGUUCCUCAGAAGACGGCCAGCAUGCCCUAUCUAAUCUGCGGGUCGUAUUUGAUAGCAGCAUACGAGAUGCCGAAUUGCUCCUCGAAUCUUUGAAUGGCCCACCGUCAGCUGACGGCGAUCCCAUUGGCUCUCUGGCACGCGUCAUUGCUGCACAAAAUGCGGUUACCAACCUGACCCACGAGUUGCACGUAGAGACGGAACGGCGUCUUGAAUUGGAACGACGACUGGCGCAGUAUUAUGUCGCUCAUGGCGUGUCGACUCCAAUCGUAAACGGUGUCUCGCAUUCUCCAGAAACUCUGACAACUAAGCACGACAGUCGAAAAUUACCGGAACGGUUGUCUGACCUUCCAUUACUUCAUUCGGCGACGGACAAGCCGCAUCAAAAUGGCUCGACUACUGUGACGAGAUCUGUCAUGCAGUCUGCAUCAAAUGCGAGCAUAGAAUUGGACUUACAGGACGCUCCCGUCCCCGAUGGCAACGACGUAUUCCCUGCCAGCUCGUCGCAUCUCCUGUCGACGAUUCCAGAGACGAGGACAAGCAGUUCCGUCAUUCACUUCCAGCCUACUGAUACUGCUGUCUCCUCCCCGUUCAACAAGCCUCUGAUCGAAGAUGUCGCAGAGCAUUCUCGAGAUAAUGAUGACCCUCCUCCGUGCACUCCCCCGGCUGGUGGCAACAUCGAUAUGGAUUCAGCAGGCAUCUCACAAUCGGCGCAUUCGGCACCCUUAGUAACUCAAGAAGACACUGCAGAACUGGCAUCAACGCCUACGGCAACAUUGCGGCCUGGACCUUUGGACGGUGCUGUAGUAGAUAGCAUUCUACCUCCUAUUGGUGCAGAACUACAAACCUUAGCAAGUCCCACCAACUAUACACAAGCGCGUGACUACUCUUCACUUUCUAUACCCUCGCAUAUACCCGAAGAUGAGAGCGAGCUCGUUAUCGCUGAAGUUGGGCCAGUCAAGCCGUCUGAGGCGGAGAACGAGCCUACAACAAGCGGUCAGAUGCCCGUAGCUGUUGGGAAUGUUUUCAUGCCCAUUCAGAGCGACGCGCCGGACGCGAUUCCUCCUUCUUCAUCGCAACUGUUCACUGCAACAAGCGCGCCGACUAUCGUUCCGGCCAAGGUACCGUCGCUAUUACCUAAUCUGCACAAUGUGAAGCAGCGCUACAAUACGUUGCAGCAUGGAUUCCGUGACUGUUAUCUUGCACUCAAGGAAAUGAAGAAAGGUCUCAUGCAGCUACCCAAGAACUUAGAGAUGGCUCUCGUCCUUCAGAAAGCAGUCGAGCGACUGGUCGACUUCAACGAGGAUGCCCGUGUGGAGCUGGAGAUCCGUGUCACGGAUGAGGCUCGUAUUACGUCUGGAUACGAAGCGCUGCUGACCAUUCCUGGCGCGAUGUCUGACGAGAUCGACGAGGCGCAGUUGGAAGCAGAAAUCAAAGCGUUCCUAGACGGCACAGACAGGGAAGUUUCGAAGGCUACACAACAAUUCAGCCACAAAUUGGAUGACCUCGAACACGACAUUGCGGCUGUGAAGCAUGCAUUGCACGAGCUAUCCGCAUCAUCUGAAGACUUGCCGCCGCCCCGUUCUCCUGCAAAACCUUGGUCGUCCUGGGCCUCCGGCUUGCUCACUCCUUCUCGUCCAGCAAGCCCUGCAUUCGGCUCCAUCUCGGCAUCCCCGAAACCACAUCAGUUACCAUUAUCACAUUCGCGACAACGCUCGGACGAUUCCGUGGUUUCAAAUCAUAAUGAUCCUUUCGCGAGCCUAGGGCUGCGCAUAUCGAUGCCUAUACCCGUCAUCCCUGCGUCGCCUUCCUUAACACCUGCAAAAAUGAACACCCAAUUUCGUAUGGCGCCGGCAUCUUAUAUGCUUGGUCUCGGCGCGCGCACUCAGUCCUUCGGUCUGAAAAGUAUUUCUCCCGUCAGGCCACAGUUUAUCAGCCCUUUGGCGGCGAGCAACCCUGAGGAUGAUGACACCACUACGAGUGACGGCGAGGAGGGUGAUGACGUGGACUCUGAUGUAGAGUAGUCUGCAGAUGUUUCUGCUUAAUAGUAAGCCUGUGCGCGCACGGGAUUCAUCUAGACGAUGAACUGCACAAUUGAAUACGAUUGAGCUCAGC
Laetiporus sulphureus 93-53 is the source of this 3316-nucleotide messenger RNA. RefSeq lists its product as uncharacterized. The transcript has 3 exons. NCBI's taxonomy places the organism in Eukaryota, Fungi, Basidiomycota, Agaricomycetes, Polyporales, Laetiporaceae. Bases 49 to 3225 code for a protein of 1058 amino acids. The record is from RefSeq and is a predicted model, not a curated record.